AUGCCACCGAUACACAGACCACUGAUGGAAACAGGGAAUUUGGUUCUCUUUGGAGGUGGCCAAAACAGGGGCAUCAUUUCAUGGCAGAGCUUUGAUUAUCCCACUAAUACACUGCUUCCUCACAUGAAAGAAGGGGUGAACCUAACAUCCGGCUUCCAGUGGAGGCUAACAUCAUGGAAGUCGAAAGAUGAUCCCGGGACUGGCAAUUUCGGAGACAUGAUGGAUCUUAACGGUUCACCUCAAAUCUUUCUGUACAAGAAUUCUGAAAAGAUAUGGCGAUCAGGGCCAUUUAACGGGAUUCAACUUAAUGGAAUCCCUGAUAUGACUACGUACUUAAUCUUCAGAAUGCUUUAUGUUGAUAAUGAAGAUGCAUUUAGUGUUUCCUACAGUGUUAGUGAUCCCACAUUUUUUUCGAGACUAACCAUAAGCGAAUCAGGGACCGUGGAGAGGCUAACAUGGCAAGAAAGUCAGCAGAGAUGGGUAAGGUUUUGGUCUGCACCAAUGGACGACUGCGAUCAUUAUAGACAUUGUGGUUCAUUUGGUCUUUGUGAUCCUUACAGAUCAAAUGAAUUUGAGUGCAAAUGCCUUCCCGGUUACGAGCCUAAGGUUGAAAGCGAAUGGUACUUGAAGGAUGCCAUCAAUGGCUGCAGAAGAAAGCCUGGAGAACAAAUUUGUGGAAACACGAGCGCUGAUGUCGGGUUCAUAAAACUGACAUCUGUUAAGGUUCCAGACACCCGGAAUGCGAUGGCGAAUCGGACGCUGGGACUGAAAGAUUGUGAAGAUUUGUGCUUAAAGAAUUGUUCCUGCACCGCUUAUGCUAGUGCUAAUGUAAGUGAUGGUGGAAGUGGAUGCUUGACUUGGUAUGGUGAUUUGAUAGAUACGAGACAGUUUUCCAAUGCAGGCCAGGAUGUUUAUAUCAGAGUUUCUGCAUCUGAAUUAGAGAUCGGACAGCAAAAAGCUGAUAACCAUCCUGGUAUCAUCAGUAGGAGUGGUUCUGUUAUUAAUUUCCGCAAUUUGUUUGAUAUUGUGGAAGCGCAAAGCACCAAUUCCGUGCUCCCACAACCAAACCAACCAACUUCUUCUUAUACAGUCAUGAGUGUUAACAGUGCAGAAAACCCAACGAGCACAAAAGAGUCGACGAAUGAGAUCACUCUCACUGUAAUUGAGGGUCGUUAG
Molecule: messenger RNA, 1176 nt
Organism: Oldenlandia corymbosa var. corymbosa
Lineage: Eukaryota; Viridiplantae; Streptophyta; Magnoliopsida; Gentianales; Rubiaceae
Source: the annotation of a GenBank genome assembly